AUGCGUCUCACACUCGCUAUCCAAGGCUUUGCCGCCCUGGCGGUGGCCAUGCCCGCUGCUCGCCCUCAGGAGAUCGAUGUCAACAUGGUUCUUGCUGCGCCUGAACCAGUGACUUAUGACCCUGCCGUCGGAGUCACUGCUCAAGUCGUGUCUUACGAUUACACUUCCCUAAUUGCUCAGGCCACUGCUCCAGCCACCUCAGUUGCCAGUGAUGUUGCCGCCACUGCCACCGCAAUUGAGAAGAGAGGAGCUGCUUGCACUUCUCUUGCUCCUGGAGCAUCCGGAGCCCCUACUUACUCUCCCGAUACCCCUUCUGCCUUUGCCGCAAACCCAGACUUCGCUUCUGUCGCCUCUAGUGCUCCUGUUCCUACCGGAUACAUCAAUACCUUCACCAACGCCAAUGCUUCCAGCAGCGCAUACGGCUACCUUGGUUUCACCACCCUCAGCACUUUUGAUACUGCCAAGUGCGCUGCUAAGUGCGAUGCUAUUUAUGGAUGUCUCUCCUUCAACCUAUACUUCGAACGAGACCCUUCUGUCGAUCCUGGUUCCGGUGCUUCGGGUUGUGAGAACCCUCCUUCCGUGACUUACAUCAAGUGCGUCUUCUGGGGUGGACCGGUUUCUAGACAAUACCGCAACCAGUUCCAGGUCUUGAUUGCUGGAUCGAACGGUUACACUAACAACACCCUGGCUGCUCCUGCUGGCUACUCUGAUGCCAUCUACUAUGGUGCUCAAGCCAUUGACGCACCUCUGGAUGCUCAAGGCUACAACACUUUCAUCACUAGCAAGAUCUUCAAUGGUCCCUUCGAUGCUAGACUUUGCGCUGCCGCCUGUGAUGCUCAAACUCAGUACGCCAUCAACAACCCCUCUGCCGACGGAUCUCCCGCCAAGAAGUGCCAGUUCUUCAACACUUACAUCCUGAACUUGAACGACAACAAGCACCCUCAGGGUCAGUAUUGUGCUAUGUACACCGAGGCUUGGCCUUCGAAGUACGCCACGUCUACCGGUUCUUCCACCAGCAGUGGCAAGCUCAUUGUCGAGUACAGUUACGGCUAUGUCAGCACAUCAGGCUCAGGCAUUGACCCCACCAAGGGCGAUCAGACUGGCGCCAUCUACCAGGCUUCUGGGGAGAUGAAGUCCGACCCUGCACAACUUAGCUCGGUCUUCCAGCCCUUCUGCUCAUCGUACCUCAGCUACUCUGCUGUUCCCACAGUCACUAUCACUGCAACAACUACUGUCUCGCCCGUAGCUACUUCUACUGCAUAUGCCACUUCUACCGCACCUGCCAUGCGCAAGCGUGACGAUGGCGAUGAGUCUGAGUACUUCCCUGGUCUGACAACCAACUCCACCAACGCCCUUCCUGCCGUUUAUGAUUCCAACAAGAACGUCACUUGGUAUCUUCCCGUCGAGUCCAUUGAUUCCGAUGAUGCUGCAAACUCUACCGCAGCUCCUGCUAAGCGUGAUAUCUCGACUCCUGCUGUCUUGACCAAGUAUCCUGCUACCGUUAUUUCUUCGGCCUGCGCUAUGCAAGUCACCCAAAACACUGUUGCCUCGACUGUCACAGUUAACGAGACAACCACCCUCGCCACAUCGACCACAAUCACCACUAUCGUGUCUGUCGUCACAGCCAGUGCCACUUCCACCAGCUCUUCUGCUGCAGCUACCCCUGUUGCAAACCUGAAACUCCGUAUUUCCUCCUCAGGCACCGGCGCCGAUGGCCAAGAACUCGAGUUCGAUUCUGCCGCUGCCUCCUCCGGCUACUCCAAUGCCUACAUCAACUACUACACCUACAGCACUCUCUUGCACAGCUCGGCCAUCACUCCCGGCUUCGUCCUCGACCCAUCGACUGGCUACCUCAAGGACAAGAAGUACGGCUACAUCAUGGCUGUCUACAACAGCUUCUUCCCUGGUACUGGUCUCGCUUACACAGUCAUGUUCUUCCCAGCCAACAAGGUCAAGGCUAAUGGAUACAUCCCUGUUACCUGUACUGGUUCUUCGGUGCUCAAGUGCUCAGCUAAGAACUCUUGGGGCGCUGUCCUUGAUAAUGUUUUCAUUCACUCUCAACUCACUCUCACCGGAGACGUUUUCUGGUCGUUGAGACUUGGUGAUGACAACUAUAUCCCUUUGGUGGACUCUGCUGCUCAGAUUGGAUUCCAGUAA
Molecule: messenger RNA, 2157 nt
Organism: Aureobasidium musti
Lineage: Eukaryota; Fungi; Ascomycota; Dothideomycetes; Dothideales; Saccotheciaceae
Source: the annotation of a GenBank genome assembly